GGCACGGCAUGGCACAGCAUGUGCUGGGACCUGCAGGCAUUGCGGAACACUGCGGAGGCUGGUCCUCACGUGGAGGGUGUUUUCCAGCAUCGUGCUUUCCAUCCAGAAGUGGAGCAGCAGGCUCCCUGCCCCAGGCACACCACGGCUGGGGCAGCUGGACCUGAACAAGCAGGGUGGAAAGAGCUCAGAGAAACCCCUUACCUGCCAGCCCUGUCUCCUGCUUACCUGAGUGGCCCCCGGUGUCGACGGCUGUCCCAAAGAGCAGCACAUACUCGAGCAGCACCAGCAUGCUUGUUACAACCCGCUGCGGGAUGGCUGGGUGCUGGUGUCGGCCCAUUGGGUGAAGCGCCCCUGGCAGGGGCAGCUGGAGAAGCUGCCCCCGAGGACGUGCCCCUCUGGGACCCCAACAACCCCCUCUGCCCUGGGGCCACCCGGGCCAACGGCAAGAUCUUCGAGAACAAGGGAGUGAUGAUGGGCUGCUCCAACCCAUACCCCCACUGCCAGGUAUGCGCCAGCAGCUUCGUCCCAAACGAGGUGCGCCUGGAGGACCGGACCCAGCAGCAGCACCUGAGCCAGCACAGCAUGCCCAUGCUGCUGGAGUAUGCUGAGCAGGAGGCUCGCUGGAAGGAGUGGCUGGUGGUGGAGAAUGUGGACUCUGUGCCAUACUGGGCCACCUGGCCCUUCCAGAUCCUGCUGCUGCCCUGCCGCCACAUCCGCCGCCUCCAGGACCUCUGCGAGGGCAAGAGGGACAGUGAGUGGCUCCACACCCUGCCAGCCCCUGUCCCAUGUCCUUUGGGCUCAGCCUUCGUUAGGAGGCAGCUCUGCAGCAGCCUCGCUGGUGCCAGAGGGUCCAUGUCCCCCUGGGGUGCAGGGCUGCUUGGGUUUGGCUUGGGGGGGAUGGGCACCUCUGUUAUGCCAGGGCAGGAGCUGUGUGUCCAGGUGCAGGCUGUACUGGUGGGGGGACUGUCAUCCUUUCUGGGGUGAUGAAGCAUGUGGUGCCCCAUAUUUUUGGGGUGCUGGCUGAUUAGGAAUGGGGGCUCCUCCUGCUGUGUUGCUCAGGUUGUCUGCAUGGAUGGGGGGGACUGGCCAGUGCAUCCCUCCUGCCUGUCACUGAUGUCCACCCAGGGAGAGGUGCUGAGGGUGACCUCCCCCCCAGCCAGGUAUGCCGCCUGCCCUCAGUGGGGGCUGACCAGCUCAGGGUGCAGCUCCCCGGCACUCUCCUGCAGGCCUGGCCUCCACCAUGCAGAGGCUGUUCAUCAAGUGCGACAAGGCACACUACAAGUGGAGGGCCAAGGAGAUGUCGUGACAGGGAGCAGUGGAGCCAGCUUUGGGUGAGGCCGGGGAGAGGAGUCAGCUGGGGGUGGUGACAGCUGAGGCCUGGGAACUCAUGUCACUUGUGAGCCCUCAGGUCUCCCAGCUUCUCCUGAGCCUUGUCAUGGCUGGUCCUGGCUUGGGGACUGGUUUUGCCUGUUCAGGUACCCCAGUCCUAAUCCUGCUGCAUCACCAUGCACUCUGUCUCCUUCCCCAUCCCAGGCUGCAUCUUCCUGCCUCUGCAGCAUGCUCCUACAACCACUAAAGGGCUCACCCUCCUCCCAGUCCAGUCUUACUGGUGGGGAGUGCUGCCUGCCCCGUGGAGGGGCACAGCCCUCCUGGCCAAUAAAACCUGGAAGCAAAGUG
Molecule: messenger RNA, 1677 nt
Organism: Harpia harpyja (harpy eagle)
Lineage: Eukaryota; Metazoa; Chordata; Aves; Accipitriformes; Accipitridae
Biological process (GO): beta-D-galactose catabolic process via UDP-galactose, Leloir pathway
Cellular component (GO): cytoplasm
Molecular function (GO): zinc ion binding; UDP-glucose:hexose-1-phosphate uridylyltransferase activity
Source: RefSeq, a predicted model, not a curated record